Molecule: messenger RNA, 1524 nt
Organism: Adineta steineri
Lineage: Eukaryota; Metazoa; Rotifera; Eurotatoria; Adinetida; Adinetidae
Source: the annotation of a GenBank genome assembly
AUGGAAGAAAUCCUGGCUGAUUUCAUCGUUGUGGGAGGUGGUACAGCUGGGUGCAUUGUAGCUGCAAGAUUAGCCGAAUAUGGCUUUAAAACUCUACUAUUAUCGAGUGGUUCGAAUGAUACGACAAACCUAUUGAUAAAACAAAAGUCUCUCUUUACAGAACUCUUGCAAGCUUCUCACCUCAAACAUUAUCUGCCUCAUAUGCCUUUACCAAAUCUAAAUAAUCGGACAUUGAAUCUGAUUGUCUGGAAUAGUCUUGGAGGUAGUAGCAUUAAUUGGGGUGGAAUGGAACGAAUGAUGAAAAGUGAAUGUGACUUAUUUGUUAAUGCCAGCGGCGAUCAAUCUUUUUCUUUCGAACAUAUGUCGCUGUAUUAUAAAAAGGUUGAAAAUUUCACAACAACGGCACCAUUUCCAGUUGACGGAAUUCAUGGUGAUAAUGGUCCAAUUCAUAUGAUACAUGUUGAUGAGCCUGCGUUCUCCCGAGUAUGGAAGAAGGUUGCUGAUGAACUCGGCGAGACUUUCAGUGACGAUCUGGCAGGUUCUAUUGAUUACGGUUUUUCAUUCGAGCCAUCAUCAUUCGUAAACGAACUGAGAAGCUGGAGUGCUUCCGAAUAUUUAAUUCCUGCUUUGGACCAAUAUCCAAACCUCACCAUGAUAACAGGCGCUACUGUAACCAAAUUGAAUGUGAAUCCAAUAACUAAGCACAUCGACAGUCUUCUGUUCGUAUCCUCUAACGGUUGCUUUCGCGCUGUUGCUCAAAAAGAGUAUAUUUUGUCUGCCGGCACAUUUUUCAGUCCUCAUUUACUUCUACUAUCGGGUGUAGGCGAUCCUGAACUUCUUGAGCUAAAUAACAUACCUGUAAAACAUAUUUUAAAACAAGUUGGAAAGAAUCUAACUGACAAUGGUGUUGUCACUGUUGAAUACCAAACGAAGGGCUUGCCAGUUGGCCAAUGUAUACCCAUUGCUUUGGUUAAUCGCCAAGUGAAAACUACCGAUACGAAUGCCGAUUUAUUCUUUGUUCUACAAAUGGAUCAUGCAACAGAACAUCUUUAUAUAUUGAUCUUCAAUGGUUUACCAAAAUCACGCACCGGUUCUAUUUCAUUGUACAAUGCCAACCCACUCGUACCGCCUAAAGUAACUUUGAAUUAUCUUGAUGAUGAAAAAGACAUUGAAGCAUUUAUAGACGGCAUCAAUUAUAUGCGACGAGUAAUGUCCACAAAUGCAAUAGAAGAAAGUGCUAAAGUGACUGAAAUUUCGCCAGGCCUUCAAGAGAGAAACUUGGAUUCAUAUAUUCGUAACACAUUGGAACCUGCACAUCAUUUCAUCGGUACGUGUUCAAUGGGACAAGAUGCAGAGACAUCAGUGGUUAAUAAAGACUUCAAAGUACAUGGAUUGGAUAAUCUUCGCAUAGUAGACGCAUCAGUGUUUCCAACAGGCUUUGUGUCCAAAGCAGGUCCGUGUUUAACUGUCUAUGCUUUAGCUGAGAAGGCUGCCGAUGUUUUGAAACAGGAGUAUUCUCGAUAA